CUCAUUUUUGGCCGGAGGUCUGUGUGGAAUUUCUUGGACUAUCGCCAGAUUAACCCAAACAGCAAGGCGUUCUACGAGGGUCUGCAAGUGGACGACACAAUUGUGGCCAUCAAUGGCCAACAGAUUCACGGAUUAAAUCACAACGAGGUCCAAGCACUCAUCAAGAACGCCACCACAGGAGCCUUAACUCUUUUACUGCAAAGAGAUACCCACACAGUCAACGGGCACGUUAAUGGUGCGCUGCCCCACCCCAAGGGGAUCCAAGGCCCAGGCAGCUCCUUUGGAUCAACAGACUCCCUGCCCGGGGCGAACAUGAACGGCCACUGGACAGGUAGUAGCGGCAUGGCUGCAUGGUCCCCCCCUGCAGGCCACGACAACAACAACAACACCCACACCAUCUUCAACAGCUACCCGUCCCCAUCAUCCCAUCAUGGUAGUCAGUCUAGCUCCGGUCACUCGUUCAGCUCAGACCCCACCAGAGACGUGCAUCCCGUUGAAGGGCAGGUAACCCAACCUCCACCAGAGUUCGGCCAGCAGUACACCAGGCGAGGAAGUGCAGGGGUACCAGAGAGAGCUCUGGCAGCCUCCGCGGGCAGCAAAAGUUUGCAAGGCUCCCCCACCGUCCACGAGAAACACUUCCCCCCACCCUGGCAAGCCGGGCACACACACCAGGGGCAGACAACCCAGGGGCGCACACACCAGGGGCAGACAACCCAGGAUGGACACGUUAGCAAGGGAGCUAAGCCAUGGAGCUCGCCAGCUCGUAGCAUUAGUGUAGAUACAGGUUCCCGUAGGAUCCCGAUCCCCGUCCACCAUGCUGAACCCAGCAACCCUGCCCCUAGCAACAGCAUAGCCCAGCAUCCUUCCCCUAGCAACAGCAUAGCCCAGCAUCCUGUCCCUAGCAACAGCGUACCACCACAGCGUACUCGGCGCUUCAGUCAGGAAGACAACUCUUCCAACACUGGGCCGGGGCCUGCUCAACUUUCGAGCUCAUGGCAGACAACUCCAGGUAGUUACUUCCCUUAUGACCAAAAUAAGGGAAGAGAAUUCAUACCCGGGACAUACGCUACGCUUCCUACCAAAGGGAGCAAACACAGAGGUCAGCAUGAGUUUUUCGAACAAGAACCUCCGAGAAGUGACUUUGACUUGAGUAACACGUACUCUACUUUACCUACCAUCAAACCACUCAAGUCCAGCCUCACUCACCAGUCGUUUAGCGACCACCGCGCAGACGACACUCCACAGCUGAAGUCGAGCCAGAGCUACGACUUCAGCAGACGUGACCUGGAGCACACCCUCGACUACAAGGACUACACCAAGCCCCUGUGGGCCAACACAGACCUGGACAGCCUCCAGCAGUCGUCCAUUAGCAGCCAGGAUGACGGGCACUCCCCGCACUCGGACAACGCCGUGUCCAGUUCGGACUCUAGGGACACGAUCAUAGCCAAAGACGAGAAAUCAUCAGCCGAGUCCCUGCCUUUAGACAUUCAGCAGGACAUGAGGUCACAAGACAAGCCCGCGCUGCCGGUCAAACCUUUUAAAACACCCGGGAAAAUGAUUCCCAUCCCUGUUGUCCACGAACAGCCGUCCAAGCCUGCACCGUCCAUCAAAUCACCAACUGCAACUUCCUCGUUCUUUUCUCCAGGUUUCCAAGAUGACCAGAGCUCAUCCCCACACACCAAGACUAGUCAACCGUACCCGUACUCAGAUAAAACUAAUGAAUACCGCCCCAACGGGUCAAUAUCUGAUGAAUUCCGUAGUUUAGGAUACCCACAGAAAUCAGAUUCUUGGGAAAGUCAGACUCUACCCCUGAGGUCAUCAACUGACCACCAGAGGUCAUCAACGGACGAUCAAGAAUCCCUGAAAAAUAUUGCGCCAGUCUGGAAACCUGGGGGUACCAGCACACUUGGCAUCAAAAAAGAAUAUCGCCCAGUUAGACUGGACACCACCAAAAAGCCACUAAAACAAAACACCACAGCUCAGGGUCCACCUCCUGACGAAUCAUUUGCCUGGAAACCACCUCCUAGAACAGAGUCCACCAACUCUCUACCCAGUUACUCCCCCUUGGAUACAUCAUCAAACUUCAAGCAGACGUCGACCUUUGAACCCACAGACAGCAGACACAUGAAUGGCGACAGUGGAGGGGAUGAGACCAGGCUUCCUCCCACUCAAAGCCCGUACAUAACACUACUCCAGAAAAGCCGAGAGCUUAAAUUAUUGGAAGAAUCAAAGCUAAAGGAUACAGAAGACACCCCAGAUUUCAAUGGUAUGAAAUUUGUGGGUAAACCAAUCAUUGUUAAUGAUGAUGGCCAGCUGCCCAAGGGCGCUCAGUAUAUUGGCAGCAAGCACAUCUCUGAUGGAGACAAGAGCACAGUGGAGACCUACUACACCACCCCAUCAGAGCAGCCCACCUCCACGACCAAGGUGGUCACAGAGGUCAAGCCUGUCAAGUAUGAUGGGAUUGGGCCAGUGGAUAAAGAAGGUGUCCCACUUGGCUUCAGAAAGAACGUGGACGAAGAGAAACAAAAAGACUGGUACAAGCAGAUGUACAGGAGCCUGCACAAGACAGAGAAGAAAGAAGAUCAUCUUGGCAUUAAUGCUAUGAUAGACUCCAUUUUCGAGGACGCAGUGAAACAACUUGAAACCAACUCAUACAGGCCAACCUACCAGUUUCCUGAUGAUAUAUCUGACACCAAGUCAGAGGAGGGCUUGGAUGAGAAACCCUACCGGCCCAGUUAUGGGAAAACUAAAUCUAAAGUUGAUGAGUCAGGCUACAGGUCUGAACCUGAGGGCAGAUACAAAGAUUUGAUGAAACAUCGCAGCAAGAGCACAUCAGAGUCCAGGGAGCCUAGAAGGAACUCACUACCACACCAGGACAGUCCGUGGGCGCCAUCUAACGUCAGAUCCAAGAUAGAGGUCUACAGAUGUCAGCCGCGUAGUAUCAUGGACUACGAGCCUGGGUUCUCAUCCAUUGCCUUCAGGGAGCAAAGAUCGCGCUAUAGACCACGGUCAAAGUCUGUCUCAACCACGAAAGAUAAGAAGCCACACAAUCCACGGAUCGACAAGCCAGGGGACUUCAGUCAAUAUUCUGAGAACUACAAGGGGACAGCAUCCGAGCGGGCGUCCAGCUAUGAUGAAACUGACAACAUCCCUGCCUCCGACAAGUACAAGAAGAUCGUCCAUGGAGGGGAGAUACCCAUCCGGGGCCUCCAGAAACCUGCCCCUGAGAAAACAAAAAAAAAUGACCAACAGCAACCUCCAGGCCUACCUCCCCCUCCCUCAGACGCCUCCACCCAAGCCUACUCCAUCUCCUCCCACUUGUCAGCCUCCCAACCCUCCCUCAAAUCCCCCCUGAAGUCCCCUUCCACUCUAGACAGAAAAACUGACAAGAUUCUUGUCGGAGGGCACAGUUCUCCCAAAGAAAAAACAACCUACAGCUCCAAUUCAGCACUGCAGUCCCCGCCAACCAACAACAGCUCAUGGAGCACCAACACCUCCCAGAAGUUUCCUAGAGCAUCAGCCAGUAAAGACAAUCUGAGAACCAGCAGUUCAGGUCAAACUAAAGACAGCCAGUUCUCUCGUUAUGCAAGUACACCCUCUCUGGUGGACAGCAAGCAGAAUCUCUCACCCCCUCUAACUUACGCAGGGGCUAAAGGGUUAAUUGGAAGCUAUGAAAAUCUUUACGGUGGCGCUAAAAGCUCAGACCAACCCCAGGUGCCGUCACCCCCUAAGAGACAGACUCGAGCUAAUGGAACUUCAAUGUUGGAGAGCUGGCGCCAGCCCAGCCGUGUGUCUGCUGCUGAGCAGCUUGGCGUCAAAUCGCCACCCCCAAGCUCCGCACCUAAAGAUUUUCGACAUCAAACUUCAGACGUCAUUCGUAAAAGUCUACCAGUUGAUGAGAAAGAGAAGAAAAGGAAAGAGGAAGAUGAAGCUUAUAGGAAGAAGAGACUGGAGGAGCUUUAUGAGGAGGAGAGAAAGAAACGGGUGCAGCUUGAUGCUGAGAAGGAAUCUGCUAGACGACAUCACGACUUUUUCACGCCAAGUCAAAAAUCCCCCAUUUCACCCAACCGCUUUGAGGAGGUGCCAGACCAGAGGCGGCAGACGCUGUCACCAGCCCAGCAGCGCUCACCCAACCUACAGACCAGCAAACUUACAACCACACUCAGUGUUCCCCCUGAGAGGCGACGAGGGUUCCAGAUACAGGGCAAGGCCAAGGCCCUCUACAACUUUACUGCCCAGAACCCAAGGGAACUCUCCUUCAGAAAAGGGGAUGUGUUGUACCUACUGAGGCAGAUUGACAAAAACUGGUUUGAAGGAGAACACCACGGCCAGGCAGGCAUUUUCCCUGCCAACUAUGUAGAGGUCAUUACGUCAAUUGAAGCAGCAAGAGUAGCUGCCCUUGAUGCUGAAGGUCAAGGUAGAGCUAAAUAUAACUUUACUGGACAGUCAAGUGUGGAGUUAUCACUGAGAAAGGGUGAAUUUGUUACACUGCUGCGGAGGGUAGAUGACAACUGGCUAGAGGGAAAGGUCGGAGGUCGUCAAGGCAUAUUUCCUCUCAGCUAUGUUGAGAUCAUUAGAGAACCCUCAACCCCUCUCAUCACCCCUGCUCCUUCUGUUAUAACCACACCUAUGACAGGAACACCAGAAAUGCUCUCACCUGUCAGUAUAGAGGCACCCACCCCGCCCCCUCAACCAUCCCCCAGCGCAUUUUCAUUGCGCUCCCCAGGAAUGCAAGCAACAUACGGCUACAAGCCUCAACCGGCCAUCAACAGGUUUCAGUACGACUCCCAGUCCCCAGCUGACCUUAAGUCACCCCACGAGUUCACGGUAUAUGGCCAGAAGGGGGUUCUGAGCCCACCAAGUAGCCGCAGGGGGCCACAAGACAGGCCCAGGCCAUCAGACACCAGCGCUGUGUUCCCCAGUGUCAACCUGGACAUCUCCACCAGCAGCUCCGCCUUGGGAAAACCUCGAGCUAACAAAGUAGCGGAUGAUGACCUAACAUUACAAAGACAUCGAGCUAUCUAUGCAUACAGACCUAUGAGUGAAGACGAGCUGGAGCUAAAGGAGGGAGAUGAGGUGUUUGUGAUGGAGAAAUGUGAUGAUGGCUGGUUUGUGGGGACCUCAGCCAGGACAGGCCAGUUUGGAACCUUCCCUGGCAACUAUGUGCAAAAAUAUUAGGCUGAUUUCUUGCAACCAAUAAAGAGCAGAAAUAUGACCUAAAUAAAAAAGUGACUUCACGAUACAAUCUCAUCUUCCGUCCAACAGUUGCUGCACUAGCUAACUUGGAUGUGGUUUCUCGGAGUUCAUUAGACGUACUCCAGGAUGAGAUAACUCUUAAAUAAUUUGGACUUAAACAAAGAUUCACCUUACUUUGACAGACAAUAAUGUCAUAUCUUUUUAAAUGGCAGAAAAAAAAAUUCUGUCUGCAGGUUACAUAUGCAGAAAUAUGUAUUGCAACUUUAGUAGUAAGGGGAGAGAAUUGUGUUUUUAUCCCGGUAUGUAGGAGUGUUAAACCUUCACUGUUUGAUAAAACAUGGUGGAAUGUGUUUUAGCACAGACAUUUGAUAGAGAUGAGGACAGCUAAAAAGGAUGAAGUAGCAAAACUAAAGCAAUAUGAUGUUUCAACUCAAAUCAUUCAACGCAAAACUAUCUGUGUUUUUUUAUUUACUGCAAUGCUAAAAACUGAUGAUCUACCCUAGGAAACUAGAGAAGGCUAAAUUGAGUUGUGAAAUUUUACUUUGUGAAAUUCAAGCAGAAAAAAUGUCAGCUGAGUUCAAAGGUCAUGUCAAAGAAGAAUUCUGAAAUUAUAUAAAAAAAAGAAUUUGAAGAAAGCGAAACAAACUUGUAGGAAGAGGUAAAAUUGAGGGUGCUGCAACUUGCUUGAAGUGUAGUGUCAUAAGCAUAGCGGUGAUACCUUUAACAAUAUUUUAACACAUUUUUAUAUCAAUUUUAUAACAUGAAAUUUUAUCAUGAUGCUAACAUUGCUUGCAAUUUGUUCAAGUAAAUUAUUUUUAUCAUUUAAAUGGAGAUAACGAGUUUUUAAUUUCUUGAACUACUAAAACAAUUUUUAAUUUAAUUCGGAUGCACAUUCACAGAGUACUGUGGCCAUGAUUAGCAUAAUUUAUUCUUGUUUGAAUUAGUCCACCUCUAGCAAGUGAGUGUGUGUGUUCUGGUUUGAACUGGUGUAGCUUUAUCUCUGCUGGCAUGGUUCAAAGUUUGUACAGGAAAAGCCAGAGAACAAAACUGUAGAGUUCAAAGGUUGUUUUAUUUAACUGCAUGAGCCUAGUGUAAGAAAGUCAAUUGUAUUGUUGUGUAUAUAGCCAUGAAUCUCAGUACCCCACGAUCACUCUCUUGGUAGGCUGUAAACACAGCUUUUAUUUCAUUUUUUCACAAAAAUAGAGCACUUGAAAGUUUAUUUCAAU
Messenger RNA from Physella acuta, 6422 nucleotides. RefSeq names its product sorbin and SH3 domain-containing protein 1. Gene Ontology annotation, molecular function: protein binding. The record is from RefSeq and is a predicted model, not a curated record. Lineage: Eukaryota; Metazoa; Mollusca; Gastropoda; Physidae.